AUGCGGAAGAGAAAGGCGUCGGAGGAAGAGGGAGAUGAAGUUGAAGAGAUUCUUCAGCCUGUGAAGCAAAUUGCUCCCAGGGCGCAGAAGAAGCUUAGAGCAGGGCCCAGCAAUCGGGCGGCCAAUAGUACUUUGAAGAAAUCAAAGUCGGCUUCAUCUUCUGCGAAGAGCGCAAAGAGGCAGAGGGACGAAGACGGGUGGCUUUACCCAAAACGACAACCCGAGCUCGUCCCUGUCCCGGCGAUGGCCAUGAAGCGCUUCUUCAGCGAAGAGCCUGAGGCUGACGACCCGGCCAAGAAGCAAGUCUUUGACAAGGGAAAGACCAGAUCCGUCUCUACUCCGGUGGUCAGCCAGCCGCCGCUCACUCCAGGCAAGUCGGCCAAGGCUUCUCGCUAG
Molecule: messenger RNA, 396 nt
Organism: Trichoderma harzianum CBS 226.95
Lineage: Eukaryota; Fungi; Ascomycota; Sordariomycetes; Hypocreales; Hypocreaceae
Exons: 4
Coding region: 1-396 (131 amino acids)
Source: RefSeq, a predicted model, not a curated record